Tuber aestivum (summer truffle) is the source of this 469-nucleotide messenger RNA. The record is from the annotation of a GenBank genome assembly. NCBI's taxonomy places the organism in Eukaryota, Fungi, Ascomycota, Pezizomycetes, Pezizales, Tuberaceae.
AUGUUUGCUCUCGGGAAGUACCAUGAUAAGAUGCUCGACGCAUCAAUGCAACGGAAACAGUUUAACAUGACAGAGGAGUCGGAGGCCAAUACGAGUAAACGUGUCAAGACAGAUGAUGGAAAUAUGCUUUGCUCCACCACUACCCAUUUCGUGAACUGGGGAUACAUAUCCCUGGGGUGCCCAGCUCCUCCGGAGCUCUCCCCCACUCUCCAGAGCCGUGCAAUGCCGUCAAAGAAUCAUACUCGGUGCUUGGGGAUGCCAGUAAAUAUCGAGAAACCCGUUCCGGCGAUGCACACAAAUUUCUGCGGUAACAGCGACUGGAGUUUCCGGGCUUUGUCGGCAUCCUGAGGCGCCUGGCGAUAUGGGAUUUGGCACCGAGAAUUGUGUCCAGUCGGCGGUAUAUUCGGCCUGGCCUUAUAUGUCGUUCUUGGAUCCCAAUAGGUUUUUGAUCUCUCGGUCUAUGCUAUGA